AUGGAUGCCAUCAUGGAUGCGCAUGGGUUAUGGGAUGCCAUUGAACCACCAAGUGAACCAGUUGUGGAUGAGAAGAAGAGAAAACAGGCUCGAGCUUUCAUCUUCUGGUCUAUACCAGAGAAGAUUCUUGCACAGGCUUCCAAGAAAAAGACAGCCAAGGAGGUUUGGGACUCUCUAAAGUCACGAUAUGUAGGUGCAGAGAGGGUCCAAAAGACAAGGUUGUGGAUACUGAAGAGUGAGUUUGAAGCACUUCAAAUGAAGGAGACAGAAACCAUAGAUGAUUAUGCUGGAAAGAUAUCAGCCAUGAUUUCAAAGUUUGGGAGUGCAGGGGCAAUAUUGGAAGAUGAAGAAUUGGUGAGAAAGGUGUUCGACACAGUCCCAAAGAGGUUUAUAAACCUGGUGACAUCAAAUGAGCAAAGCUGUGAUAUGGAAUCAAUGCCAUUUGAAGAAGCAAUUGGGCAUUUGAAGGCUUAUGAGGACAGAUUCCGGCUACAGAAGGCAAGCACACAGGCAUAUAAUGCCCUGUUGCUUGCUAAGGUAGAAGGCUCAUCAACCCACCGGAGCCCAAGCAAACCAAACUCGACAGGUGGUCGAGGAAGGGGCGGAAAAAACAACAGGGGAGGAAGAGGCAGUUCACGAGGGCGAGGCUCUACUCGUGGCAGAGGUGGGCGCUAG
This is a messenger RNA of Lactuca sativa (garden lettuce), 675 nucleotides long. The record is from RefSeq and is a predicted model, not a curated record. Lineage: Eukaryota; Viridiplantae; Streptophyta; Magnoliopsida; Asterales; Asteraceae.